Messenger RNA from Cuculus canorus (common cuckoo), 4364 nucleotides. RefSeq names its product septin 9 (gene SEPTIN9). Gene Ontology annotation, biological process: cytoskeleton-dependent cytokinesis. Lineage: Eukaryota; Metazoa; Chordata; Aves; Cuculiformes; Cuculidae. Gene Ontology annotation, molecular function: GTPase activity; molecular adaptor activity; GTP binding. The record is from RefSeq and is a predicted model, not a curated record. Bases 571 to 2292 code for a protein of 573 amino acids. The transcript has 11 exons. Gene Ontology annotation, cellular component: microtubule cytoskeleton; septin ring; septin complex.
GGAGGGGAUAGAGGAAACAGCAGGAAAAUAGGACUGGGGAAGCAGGGAAAGAUUUGAGAGGCUGGAUGAGUUGUUCCCUCCGCUAUUGCAAGGAGCCAAGUUCCUUAAGCAUCUCCUGGUGGAUAUUAAGAGGGAGCUGUGGAGGCUGGAGCACUCCCUUGGACAGUUGCAUGCUGUGGCUUUAAGACUGUUUUACAGAGUUCUCGGGAUCUCCAGUUUUCCUGCGCCUAGUGGAGUAUUUCAGGGAGUUUCGGGAUUUUUGGGGUCAUGCACCCCCUGUCUCCUUUUUCUUCCUCCUUUCUCUUCCUCUUUUCCUAUUCUUUUUCAUUUCGAAGAGACAAAGCUACUUCAGUUUGGAGCACAAACAUAUGAUCAGCACAUGGAAAUGUGGUAAUUUGGAUGCAUUCAUGAUUGCAACAGAUUGAAGAAAUUAGACCAGACAAAGAGCUUUUUUUGGAAGAAGAGGAGGAGGAGGCAAGGCAAGGAGGGAGGGAGAGUGGGGGAAAGAAGGGGACACCAGCGAAAAAAGGGACGGCUGUGACACGCGGAUGCUAAAUAUAUCCCGUAGUAAUGGAGAGGGACCGGAUUUCAGCUCUGAAGAGAUCUUUUGAGGUUGAGGAGGUAGAUCAAUCUUCAAAUUCCUCCACCCCACAAAGACGGACCCCAAACCCCCUACUCAGGUCCACUGUGUCCAGCUCCACACAGAAGUUUCAGGAACUCGGUGCCAGAAAUUCUGAGCCAUCCGUCCGACAUGCGGAGCCCACAGUCCAAAGAUCACCCAAGCCCUCUCUGAGGAGAGUGGAUCUCUCUGGACCCAAACUGCCAGAGCCUGUGUCCAGAAGAACAGAAAUCUCCAUUGACAUCUCAUCUAAGCAGGUGGAGAACUCCACUUCAGGGUUGUCGAGGUUUGGCCUCAAACGGGCAGAUGUGGUGGGGCACAAACCCCCCGAGCCCACCCCAAGGAGGACUGAGAUCACCCUCGGCAAGCCCCAGGAGCCGGGUCUCCGCAGGGUGGAGGCACCAGCAUCAAAGAUCCCUGAGAUGCCCCAGCGGAGAGCUGAGACUGCCAACGCUCCUGUGCCUGACGCGGCCACCAAGCGUGUAGAAAUUCAAGUAGCGAAGACUGCCGAUAUCCCAGCCCCGCCGGUGCGGCCAGUGGAGAGUUCAGAGCCUCCCCUGGCCACCCAUCCUCCCCAGGCAGAGCCAAAGCCACUGACGAUGCUGAUGGAGAGCCCACCAAAGAGAGAAGAAGGUCCAGAGGCAGUUCCCAGCCACGUACCCGGCAUGACAGACGUUCCACGGGAUGCUGGCCCCAAGCAGGCAGCGCCGACGCGGCCGGAGAAGCCGGCUGCGGACUUUGGCUACGUGGGGAUAGAUGCCAUCCUGGAGCAGAUGAGACGGAAAGCCAUGAAGCAGGGGUUUGAGUUCAACAUCAUGGUUGUUGGUCAGAGUGGCUUGGGGAAAUCCACGUUAAUCAACACUCUCUUCAAAUCCAAAAUCAGCCGGAAAUCUGUACAGCCGACUCCAGAAGAGCGGAUCCCCAAGACCAUUGAAAUAAAAUCCAUCACUCAUGAAAUUGAAGAGAAGGGGGUUCGCAUGAAGCUAACGGUCAUUGACACCCCAGGCUUUGGAGACCACAUCAACAAUGAGAAUUGCUGGCAGCCCAUCAUGAAGUUCAUCAAUGACCAGUACGAGAAGUACCUGCAGGAGGAAAUCAACAUUAACCGGAAGAAGCGGAUCCCCGAUACGCGAGUGCACUGCUGUAUAUACUUCAUCCCAGCCACUGGCCACUCGCUCCGACCGCUAGACAUUGAGUUCAUGAAACGCCUGAGCAAAGUGGUCAACAUUGUCCCUGUGAUUGCAAAAGCCGACACAUUAACGCUGGAGGAGAGGGACUACUUCAAACAAAGGAUAAUGGCUGAUCUUCUUGCCAAUGGGAUCGAUGUGUAUCCUCAGAAGGAGUUUGAUGAAGACUCUGAAGAUCGGCUAGUGAAUGAGAAAUUCAGGGAAAUGAUCCCAUUUGCAGUGGUGGGCAGUGACCAGGAAUACCAGGUUAAUGGAAGAAGAAUCCUUGGAAGGAAGACCAAGUGGGGCACCAUUGAAGUGGAGAACACGACACACUGUGAGUUUGCCUAUCUGCGGGAUCUCCUCAUCAGGACGCACAUGCAGAACAUAAAGGAUAUUACCAGCAACAUCCACUUCGAAGCCUACAGGGUCAAGAGGCUGAACGAGGGCCAGAGCUCGCUCUCCAAUGGCAUGACCAACAAAGAGCUGGUGGCUAAUGAAAUGUAACCGUCUUGCUCCAUAGCCAGGACCUUGCUCGCUCACGCUCGCUAUUUCUCCCCCUCUUCUCCCUUUAUUUUUAUAUAAAUCCUCUGCCACUGUCCCUUUUCCCACCCCCUGCCAAUGUUAACUGACCAAAUAACCAGACGCCGUCUCUGUGGUGCGGAGCGGGGUGACCGCUCAUCCCCCCUGCUUUGUGGCACAGGUUUUCUUCUCAGCCACUGGUCCAGCAUCCCUGGGCUGGGGACCGUCCCUCUGCAGAGGUCGGGCUCUUGCUGCUCUGACAGCGGAGCUCCAGGGAGCAGAUCUGUGGGGCUGGUGGGCUUGGGGGCCCCCCGAGAGCCCUGCCUGCCCCUCUGUGCAGAGGCUCUUCUCCGUCCGUUGAAGGCAAGGGUUUCUCCAGGUGAAUGUAGCCUUUGGAAGCAAGGUACGGUGGUAUGAAGAGGGCAAGAUGGUGCCAUCCUUGUCUCCUGCUGCCUCCUCCAAGCCCUCCGCAGCCCUCUGGCACCUGCCAGCCCCCAGCCCAUCCCCUCUACCCUGCUUACAUGCAAUAAACUGGGAGUGUUUAGGUGUCACCUCGCCUGUUACUGGCCCUGGCUGGGCAGAGCGACCUGCUUUGGGAGAAGUGCCUUUUCAGACUGUUACGUUGCAAUAGCAGGGGAGAAGGGAAGGAGGGCUUGCCUUGUCUGUCUCUGUGGCCUGCAAAAGGCAUGCAACACUUCGUAGAGAGUCCUUUUCCCUCUCCCCUGCACCAUAGAUAUGACUGAUGUCCUGGGAACACUUGUGUAUUUAUUUUUCAUUCAGUUGGGUGGUUUUUUUCUGAUGGAGGCUCAGAGUGUGUUUAUCCAAAGGGGACUGAGAGUGGAACAUCUCUGCAAAGCAGCAGUGGGAGGCAGAGGGUUGUUCUGUCUUGUCUGACCCUUGGGAUUAUCAGGCUUUUCCCUACGUCAGAAGAGGCUGUUGGGUAUUUUUUUUUUUUUUUUAUUAUUUUUCAAUCCUCUGUGACUUGCGUGUGUACGUAGCACGCUUCUCUGCUUUGCUGUCCUCGUGCAAGGGGGCUCUGCACAUGCAGACUGAGCCCUGCAGCCGUGGGCAGGGCUGGGGCACCGUUUGCAGGCUUUCUGCUCUACCUGUGCUCCCUCUGGCUCUGCCACAACGUGGCUCUUGUUCCAGUGAGUCUCCAGUACAAAAAAGACCCUGCAAAGGCGUCAGUUAAAUAACGCCGUGACACAGGAGUGGGUGGUCCUCGAACAGAGCUCUGCAGCCCGACCACCUGCCCCAGCCCUGCUUGCUUUUCUGUCGUCUGCUCCGUCAGUCUCUGUAUCCUCCCUAAGGGAUAAAACGUUCUGCAAAUUGCCCUUUUUUUUGGGGUGGGGGGUAAAUAUUAAAAUGGCAGCGUGUCCUGGCCUCUAGUGCUGGAAGGUGCCUGCAGAGCCCACCACGUGGUCUUCAUGGGGGGACAGAGCCACCUUCUUCAGCACAGGUGACCAAGAGUAAGGAGGGGGUUCUUAUCUUGGUGGGGAUGCUCAGAUGAUGUUGCUCAGCUGAGGGUUUGCGGGGACUCCCCACACAUGGCCCCUCCAGCAGCCAAAGCGGUGCGUGUGGUGCAUAAAAAGGAGAAUCCGCUCUCCCCCUUAACUCAUAUUUCCCCCCACUCCCCCCACAACAGCCCGAUGGAGCUGUUGGGGAAGAACAGCUCUCUACUUGCCGACUUGCUAUGUUUUAGCAAAAACAAAACUAAAAGAAGCAUAUUAACUGAAAAGAUAUAUGUAUUUCAAGCAUUUAGAAAAAAAAAAAAGAAAAAGACUUUGAAAGGGGGGAAAAUCUCUUGUGUGAGACACUUCUGCAAAUGUCAUCUUAAACUUCUUUUUCCUCUAGUCGAUAUCUCAAGCUGGGCCAAACAAGACAUGCCGCUUUCUCCUUUGUAACCUGAUUAUUUUUUUGGAAAAAAAGAAGAAAAUAAUACAAUAAAAAACCCUUCAUCCAGAUCUGUUAAAAUGGCCUUUUGGGGGUUAUAAGCAUUAUGACAAAUUUAGUCCACUUUUGUACAAAUAAUAGUGUUUAAUAUGUAUUUCCCAAAA